CCGAUCGGUACGUGCGGACGGGCGGCAUCGUUGUGGUGGAUGAGCUGCAUGCUCAGCCAAGCGCAGUUCUCGGACCCACUGGGUAGUCAGGAGAUCCAGGAUCCGACGAUUCCGCCAGUUUAGAACAACAAUCCACGCUCCCAUCUGAUCCCAGAGGCCACAGGACCAGACAACAUGGAGGACGACCUGAUGUUCAGCAUGGAGGAGGAUGGCAGUGCUAAGAGGACUUCCAUUCAACAAAGCAAUCGCACAACAUCCAUGAGUGACACCAAUGCCAGCGAUGACGAAGAUGAUGAUUACAUCAUCUAUCCAAUCCUAAAUGAUCCCACCAAAGAGAUUUGUGGCUACCUGAAGAAUCUGGUCUACACCAAGCAGUUGUCAAACUCCCUCCCAAAGACCAACUUUGUGUACAAGAAUGAUACAGAAACUGAAAAAGAAACAGAGCCAGAACCAUGGCCGGUCAGGUCAUUGUCUGAGAACGCACGGGCAGCAUGGAAAAAGGCCAUAGAGAAGGCCAAGGCCAUGCCUGACCCAUGGGCAGAGUUUCAUCUGGAGGAUGUGCAGACAGACCCCUGCAAACGCUACAGGUAUAAUGCCAUCACAGGGGAGUGGGCUCAAGAUCAGGUCCACAUCAAGAUGGCUGCACAGCCGUUUGGAAGAGGGGCCAUGAGGGAAUGCUUCCGAACGAAGAAGCUGUCUAAUUUCUCCCACAGCAGCAACUGGAAGUCAGCCUCUAACUAUGUCGCCAAGCGCUACAUGGAGACGGUGGAUAGAGAUGUGUAUUUUGAUGACGUCAGGCUCCAGAUGGAGGCCAAGCUCUGGGGAGAGGAGUACAACCGCCACAGGCCUCCUAAACAGGUAGACAUCAUGCAGAUGUGUGUGGUGGAGCUGACGAAUAGGCCAGGUAAACCUCUUUUCCACCUGGAACAUUACAUCGAGGGCAAGUACAUCAAAUACAACUCCAACUCGGGUUUUGUGAAGGAUGACAACAUCAGACUGACUCCACAGACCUUCAGUCACUUCACGUUUGAGCGCUCUGGCCACCAGCUGAUAGUAGUCGACGUCCAAGGCGUAGGAGACCUGUACACAGAUCCCCAGAUCCACACGGAGAAGGGCACCGACUUUGGAGACGGAAAUCUAGGUGUGAGAGGAAUGGCACUGUUCUUCCACUCCCAUAUGUGUAACAAGAUUUGCAAGAGUAUGGGCUUGACACCUUUUGACCUCGCCCCUGCAGAGAAAUCCCAACAAGACUGCACUAGCAAACUACUUAAGUCAGCCCAAACGGUGCUUAGAGGUUGCGAGGAGAUCUGUGGCUCUCCUCGUGUUCGUACCAUGUCAGCAAGCCGAGCACCUCCGCUCUUAUCCCGGCUGUCUGAGACCUCCUCUGCAGACGAGACCAUGAGUGAUGUGGACUCAGUGCCCUGCUCCCCCCUCACGCUCACCUGCUCCCCCCUCGCCAUUCCCGGAUCUAUGGGCAGAUUCCCAGUUGUCACAGGUUUGUCCUUCAGUGGGAUGGAAGAACAGGAAAGAUAUAACAGUAACAACUCAAGGGAAAAUAAGGACGCUGAGAGUGGUGAAGACAGUGGUUAUCCCAGCGAGAGGAGGAGUGAAGGAGACAUGAAUGACCAUGUUGAUGGGGCCCAACCCCGCUACCGCAGAAACUACUCUGAGUCGGACGAAGACAGCGUGAGACGGCUGACCGAAGAGAAGUGGAGCUUCUACCAUUCAUCCCGAGCCCACGUCCACCGGCCAUCUUGUGUAGCUGUUGAAGUGGAGCGGCUCAACUCUCUGUUGCAGCAGAAGAAGAUUGGCCAGUCAGUCCUGGGAAAGGUCCAUCUAGCAUUGGUGCGUUACCACGAAGCAGGUCGUUUCUGUGAGAAAGAUGAGGCUUGGGAUGAGAAGUCAGCCAUGUACCAUCUAGACAGAGCCGCUAUGUGUGGAGAGCUGGAGGCUAUUGUAGCCCUGGGGAAGUGCUAUAUGCAAAUGCCACAUCACAUCUUGCCAGACCUAGAGUUGGAGGACAGUGCAGGGAACCGGAUGAAAGGGUUCCAGUAUAUGCUGAAGGCUGCUGAGGCUGGUGACAGGCAUUGUAUGAUUCUGGUGGCCAGAGCCUUUGACAGCGGAGCCAAUCUCUCAGUUGACAGGGAGCAAGACUGGGAAGAAGCUGUCCACUGGUAUGACUGUGCCUUAAACAUGAGUGACUACGAUGAGGGGGGAGAAUUUGAUGGGACGCAGGAUGAGCCUCGAUACCUGCUGCUUGCCAGAGAGGCAGAAAUGUACCAGACUGGAGGCCACAACCUGAGUGCAGACCCACAGAGAGCAGGUGAUCUGUUCACGGAGGCGGCUGAAGCUGCUAUGGAAGCUAUGAAGGGUCGGCUGGCCAACCAGUAUUAUAUGAAAGCUGAGGAAGCCUGGGCACUAAUGGAGGAGGAAUAGGAGCAGGAAGUGCUUCAGGAACUCCCCAUUUUUUUUUAAAAAUUUUAUAAAAGAUUUUAACAGAGUCAUUGUGUCAGUGUGCGACACAGACUCCAGACUGGCAGCAAGGGAACUUUACAAAUUCAGGAUCAACUCUGAAUGUUUACAGCUGACAUGUUUUUAUUAUUGACGCUUGUUAUCCCAAAUGCUGGUUUAUGGAUUGAUGCUGGUGUGUUUUUUUUUUACAUUGUAUUCUGAAUCAGACUUACUUCACCCGGUGUUUAAAACAGAAUUUCUGUUCUUUGCUCCUGUUUUUGGAGCAAGUCUCCUAUUCCACUUAUUGUUUACCCGUUGGCUAACUGAACAUGGUUUUGUGAAAGAUGUAUUUUGAUCCCAAAAUUGUUCUCAGUUGAGGAACGACUGAGGAAUCAAACAAAAUUGUUUACUAAUUUUCUCGUUCUUACUAUUGUGCAUGAAUGUCUGUUAAAGGAAGACUGCUUUGAAUGAAAAUAUCAAAUAAAGUUUGCAUUAACAUUAAUAU
Lampris incognitus (smalleye Pacific opah) is the source of this 2956-nucleotide messenger RNA. RefSeq names its product eukaryotic elongation factor 2 kinase (gene eef2k). The record is from RefSeq and is a predicted model, not a curated record. NCBI's taxonomy places the organism in Eukaryota, Metazoa, Chordata, Actinopteri, Lampriformes, Lampridae. The coding region runs from base 175 to 2436 and encodes 753 amino acids. Gene Ontology annotation, molecular function: calmodulin binding; ATP binding; elongation factor-2 kinase activity. Gene Ontology annotation, biological process: protein phosphorylation. The transcript is spliced from 19 exons.